AUGAGUGAUUCGGAGACGCCCCGUGGAGCGCACUCGAAAACGAUCCCGCGAAGAAACAUUUUGGAUACCUUGUCAGGAUCCACCAGCAGUGUAGUCAAAUCCAUCGCUCAACAGAAAGCAGAAAAAGAAGCGAAGGAGAAGAGCCGCAUUAUGGAGCGGAAUUUGGAAUCGCUGUUGGAUCGGCGGGACAUGCUCGUCGAUAAAUUGAUGCGGAUGAAUGAUUCGUUGAACGCGGAAUCGGUGAGCAUCCAUUUGCUGAAGCUGUUCGAGGAAAACCUACGCCGGAGUGCGGACGAGUACGAAAAAACGUACUCUGACAUUUCGCUGCUGCUCUCAAAGGACGAGCGAGUAGCACAACGAGUGGAGUACACAUCAUUCGAAAAACUCCACAAUGCGGUGUACGUCAAGCUACAAGGAAAGAUUGCCAAGACAGAGCUCACAAACAAGCUAGUGUGCCGACCGUGUCUGCAGCUACCACAACCGGACAACCAGAACUGGUACAGUUUUAAGAAUCUGUUCCAGAGUAUCAUGUCGCGGUAUACCCACGAGACCCCGGCCAUGAAGAUUCUACACCUGCGGAACGCACUCACCGGUGACGCUAAGGACAAGAUCGACCAGGACAUUGUAAAUAACAAUGACUACGAUGCUGCCUGGAGGAUCUUGGAAGACGCCUACGAAGACAAACGAUUGAUACUCGAUACCCACAUCGAUGCCAUCCUGGAUUGCCCGAAAAUCACGAAGGAGACUCGCGUUGGAGGCCUGGCAGAGCUAGUAUUCGUCAAUGUGAUCUACAAGAAACUCGACAGGGAGACCCAGGAACAAUGGGAAUUGAAGCUCGGUAGCGGUGAAUUGCCAGACUACGUCGAGUUUAUGGAGUUUCUUCGAGAGCGUGGUCGUGUUUUGCAGCGCACAAGUCGGUUCCAGCAGCCGGCGCAGCAAUCAACUGCGGGCUCCAGCAAGCAACGCCAAGUGGUUGGACAGAAGUCGCAACCCCAACUCAAGUCAUUCGUGCAAACCUCGAUGGAAGUGUGUGCCUGCUGCAAGGAGGAUCACCCUAUCUUCCGGUGCUCAACGUUCAAAAACAUGACUGUCACGGAGCGCAAGUCCGUUGCCACCAAAGCAAACUUGUGCUUCAACUGUAUGAAGGCGAAACAUCGGGUGAAUGAAUGCCAAUCUGAAGCUCGUUGUAAGGUGCAGGGUUGUGGCCGCAAACACCACAGUCUUCUGCACGCCAGCGAUACUCGUGCCCCUCCAGCUCCCGAAAAGGUCGACGAAGCGAAACAUCAAACGGUACCCCCGGCCCCAGCCGGUGGCGAAGCAAAAGUUCCUGAGCAGCAGAAUAACGCGGUAUCCCUGUGUGCCAACGUCGGAAGUUCCAAACGCCAAGUACUACUCUCAACGGCGAUAGUGAUGGUGGUCGGUCAUGGCGGUACCACUAUCAGAUGCCGUGCGCUAUUGGACUCGGGGUCCGACAGCAACAUAAUCACCGAGAAGCUAGCAAGCAGACUGAACCUCAAGAUGAAUCGCGUGAACUUGCCAGUAUGUGGACUGAACGACAUACAAACCCGAGUUGAGUAUAUGUUAUCCACUAAGAUCAUUUCUUGCGUUAAUUCCUUUGCCUCAUUCGUUUUAGAUUUCCUGGUCGUUAAACGAAUCACGUCGAAUCUGCCCGUGGUUGAAAUUGACACUCGAUCCUGGCCCCUGCCAUCUGGCUUGCAGCUGGCCGACCCUAAGUUCCAAACCCCAGGAGAGAUUGAUCUCAUCAUUGGGAACGAAAUUUUCUUUGAUCUCAUCAUGAAAGGCCGUCACAAGAUCGGCCGUAACGAGCUGACACUGGCUGAGACGGAAUUAGGGUGGGUCGUUGGUGGAUCGAUGCCGACCAGGAAAGCCAAACCAUGCCCGCGUGUGUGCCAGCUAAACCGCUACGAAGAAGAGCUGAACAAGACGAUGUUGAAGUUUUGGGAGAUCGAAAGCGUCCAUCCGGAGUCCAAUCUGACAGCCGCUGAGGCUGCCGUCGAAGAGCAUUUCAAAAGCACUCACACUCGUGAUGACGAAGGACGGUACAUCGUCCGGCUUCCAUUCAACCACCUACAGGGUCAACUUGGCGACUCUUUUAACAAUGCUCGGAAGCGCCUGGACAAGCUCGUCAUCGCACUAGCCAGAAAUCCAACGAAGCGUGUCGAAUAUUCUGCGUUUCUGGCCGAGUACUUAGCAUUGGGUCACAUGAAGGAGGUCCAAUCUGUGAGUGAUGACUACGGUGGCUACUACAUCCCGCACCAUGCAGUACACAAAACAUCAAGCUCGACUACUAAAACCAGAGUGGUAUUCGACGCAUCAGCGAAGACCACGACAGAUCUGUCGCUAAACGACACGCUGUCUGUGGGGCCCACUGUGCAAAACGACCUUUUCUCUAUCAUCUUGAAGUUUUGUACUCAUCAAGUGGUGCUUACCGCAGAUAUCCCCAAAAUGUACCGGCAGGUCAAACUGCACACGGACGACUGCAAGUACCAGCGAAUUCUAUGGUUGGACGACGACAGCAAGCUGAAGGUGUACGAGUUACAAACCGUAACGUACGGCGUCGCCAGCUCACUGCACCACGCAACAAGGGUACUGGUACAAUUGGCAACAGAUGAAGGCAAGGAAUUCCCCCUGGCGUCGAAAGUUAUCAUCGAGGACAGCUACAUUGACGAUUUUUUGACUGGUGGUUCGUCAACCACUGAAGCAAUCCGAAUCUACGAGGAGCUGUCGGAGCUGCUACGCCGAGGAGGGUUCGGCGUGCACAAGUUUUGUUGA
Molecule: messenger RNA, 2793 nt
Organism: Aedes albopictus (Asian tiger mosquito)
Lineage: Eukaryota; Metazoa; Arthropoda; Insecta; Diptera; Culicidae
Exons: 3
Coding region: 1-2793 (930 amino acids)
Source: RefSeq, a predicted model, not a curated record